Molecule: messenger RNA, 2130 nt
Organism: Phyllostomus hastatus (greater spear-nosed bat)
Lineage: Eukaryota; Metazoa; Chordata; Mammalia; Chiroptera; Phyllostomidae
Gene: CRTAP
Product: cartilage associated protein
Exons: 7
Coding region: 67-1272 (401 amino acids)
Biological process (GO): peptidyl-proline hydroxylation to 3-hydroxy-L-proline; collagen fibril organization
Cellular component (GO): endoplasmic reticulum
Molecular function (GO): protein binding; collagen binding
Source: RefSeq, a predicted model, not a curated record
GCAUCUCGCCGUCCUUCUUCCUUCUAGCUCCUUUACUUCCUUCCUUCUCUCCUUCCGCCAGGCGCGAUGGAGCCGGGACGAGGGGCGGCCGCGGCGCUGGUGGUGCUGCUGUGCGCGGGCUGCGCGCUGCGCUACGCGCGCGCCCAGUAUGAGCGCUACAGCUUCCGCAGCUUCCCGCGGGACGAGCUGAUGCCGCUCGAGUCGGCCUACCGGCACGCCCUGGACCAAUACAGCAGCGAGCACUGGGCGGAGAGCGUGGGCUACCUGGAGAUCAGCCUGCGGCUGCACCGUCUGCUGCGCGACAGCGAGGCCUUCUGCCACCGCAACUGCAGCCUGGUGCCCGAGCCCGAGCCCGCCCCCGGCCUCGCCCGCUAUCCCGAGCUGCGCCUCUUCGGAGGCCUGCUGCGCCGAGCGCACUGCCUCAAGCGCUGCAAGCAGGGCCUGCCAGCCUUCCGCCAGUCGCAGCCCAGCCGCGAAGUACUGGCCGACUUCCAGCGCCGCGAGCCUUACAAGUUUCUGCAGUUCGCCUACUUCAAGGCAAAUAAUGUUCCGAAAGCAAUCGCAGCUGCACACACCUUUCUACUGAAGCACCCCGAUGACGAAAUGAUGAAGAAAAACAUGGCUUUUUACAAGAGCUUGCCUGACGCUGAGGACUACAUUAAAGACCUGGAAACCAAGUCAUAUGAGAGCCUGUUCAUUCGAGCUGUGCGGGCGUACAACGGCGAGAACUGGAGGACGUCCAUCACCGACAUGGAGCUGGCCCUUCCCGACUUCUUCAAAGCCUUUUACGAGUGUCUUGCAGCCUGCGAGGGCUCCAGGGAGAUCAAGGACUUCAAGGACUUCUAUCUGUCCAUAGCAGAUCAUUACGUGGAAGUUCUGGAAUGCAAAAUACAGUGUGAAGGGAACCUCACCCCCGUUAUCGGAGGCUACCCCGUGGAGAAAUUCGUGGCUACCAUGUAUCAUUAUUUGCAGUUUGCUUAUUAUAAAUUGAGCGACCUGAAGAACGCAGCCCCCUGUGCGGUCAGCUACCUGCUCUUCGACCCCAGCGACCAGGUCAUGAAGCAGAACCUGGUGUAUUACCAGUACCACAGGGACAAGUGGGGCCUGUCGGACGAGCACUUCCAGCCCAGACCGGAAGCGGUUCAGUUCUUUAACGUGACUACAAUCCAGAAAGAGCUGUAUGACUUUGCAAAGGAAAAUAUAAUGGAUGAUGAUGAGGGGGAGGUCGUGGAAUACGUGGAUGACCUCUUGGAGCUGGAGGAGACCAGCUAGUCCACAGCAGCCAGAGAGACUUCCCUUCGAAGUUUUCAGGAAACAGAUUCCUUGCCUUCCCUUUCCCCCUAGCCCAAGUGGCUGAUACCUCAAAGCCUUCUCUUUACUCUGUGAAGUGAAAGGGAAGCCCCGCCUCUCACUACAUAUAACAAGGGGUGAGCCUGCCUUCCCCGUGACUACACCUGCCUCCUGGUCUUCACUCCUACUUUCUCCGCAUUCCCACCUGCCUCUCCACCUUCACACCUGUCUUCCCCGUGUCCAUACCUGCCUUUCUCACCAUUGUGGUCGGAAGGAGAGUCUUCUAUUUGUUUCCCCAGAAAAACUUAAUAUUAUUUUUUAAAUAAGAAAAAUACUCCUAAAAGAUGAUAAAUUGUGAAAACCUACUCCGACCUUUCUACCCUUCCAGAUGUUAGUCUUUUUCACCCCUGUACCCCGAUCCAGUCCAGGAAAGCUGGUGGAAGACAAGGGCUAAACUUCCCCACACUCAUGGCGGUCUGCACGUGGUCCGACCUGCACCGUUUCUGGCACCCCCUGAAAGAGAAGUUGGACGACAGCGUGCCUUGCAGAACUGUGGCUUUUGCUCCUCGCUUUUUGCAUCUCCUAAGUCCUACCAUGGUUGGUCCAUUCCAGCUGGGUACAAGACCCAGUUACCAGGCCCCGAGUUGGAAAUGGAAGAAGGCAGAGGGAGUCUUGUUUCAUUUGUUCCUUCAAUAAAUAUUUAUUGAGCACUGCCUAUGUCCUAGGCAUUGACCUGCCACUGGAGAUUCUGCACAGAAUAAAAGAAAAAAAAAUCCUUGCCCUCACAGAGCCUGCAUUCUACAAGGAGAGACGGACAACGAAUAAACAGGAGUAAAUAUA